AUGAGCGCUUACGAGAAGCAACCAUCGCCAGUAUCACCUCCAAGUUCUAACUCGUUUUCGUCCACAUCGUCAAGGUCCGUGCCUGAGAGUGAACCAGCUGCAUUUGGUGGGACUUCACCUGAUACACAUGCUAGAACCGAUAUACCCUCAAAUGAAAAAAGAUACAACGACCAUGGCGAACAUGGAGCAGUUGAUGAAUCACAUGCAUCUUUCCAGUCUGGUCAUGCUUCAUUAGCGCCUGAAGGUGAAGUCGAUGCGACUAGAAAACUAUCAAGAAUUUACACGGGUACUCAACAAGAUUUGGAAAAAAUUUCGGUUGAUUACACCGGAUGUCCUACUAUGGGUGGUGGCAGGCCAUAUCCACCUGCAUUACCGUCAAAGGACGCCUAUGAGGUUACAUAUGAUGGGCCUGACGAUCCAACGCAUCCAUUUAAUUGGAGCAUAAAGAAAAAGGUUUGGUUAUGCUGUUGGCUUUGUCUUGAUUGUAUUGCCAUUGCAAUGGGAUCGUCGAUUUUUGCCAGUGGUGUUGAACAAAUAUGUGAAAUUUACCACGUUAUUCCUGUCGUUGCAAUUUUGGGUAUUGCACUCUACGUUUUGGGAUUUGCAGCUUCGCCUAUCAUCUAUGCACCUUUAUCUGAAUUAUAUGGUCGUAGAGGUGUUCUUGUGAUUUCAUCGUUUGGGUUUGCUAUUUUCCAUUUUGCAGUUGCGACCGCUAAGGAUUUACAAACAAUUAUGAUUUGUAGGUUUUUUGCAGGUUUUAUUGGUGCUGCGCCCAUGGCUGUGGUUCCGGCUGCAUUUACAGAUAUGUUCGAUACUAACUUUAGAGGUAAGGUGAUGGCACUUUUCGCCCUUGGUGUCUUUGUGGGUCCCAUCAUUGGUCCCGUUAUGGGUUCUUAUAUUGUUCAACAUACAACUUGGAGAUGGUUAGAAUAUGUUACCGCAUGUUUUUCAUCACUUGUUUUUGUUGGUAUCAUACUUUUUUAUGAUGAAACACAUCAUGCAACCAUUCUGGUUAGCAAAGCAUCUGAACUGAGGAAGAAGAGUGGUAACUGGGGGAUUCGUGCUUCCCAUGAAGAUGUUGAACUGUCUAUCGCGGAAAUUGCUAAGAAGACAAUUACACGUCCAAUCUAUAUGUUAUUUGUGGAACCCAUCCUUUUCUUCAUUACGCUUUACAAUUCAUUCGUUUAUGGUAUUCUUUACCUGUUGUUAGAGGCAUAUCCAAUUAUUUUUGUGGAAGGUUAUGGAUUAAAGAAGAAUGGUGAAUUACCAUAUUUAGCAUUAAUAGUUGGUAUGUUUGUCUGUGCGGGUUAUAUUUGGUACUGUGAAACUGCUUAUUUGCGUAAAUGUAAGCAGCACGGUGGGUUAGUUCCGGAGGCUCGUCUAUAUCCAAUGGUUGGAGCUGGUAUUGUUUUCCCCAUUGGUAUCCUUUGGUUCUGUUGGACUGGUAACUAUCCUCAUAAGAUUCAUUGGUCUUGUCCAACAGUGGCUGGUGGAUUAAUUGGUUUUGGUUUACUUGGUAUCUUCUUACCUUGCCUGAACUAUAUCAUUGAGUCAUAUCUGAUGCUUGCUGCUUCUGCUGUCGCUGCCAAUACCUUUAUGAGAUCUGCCUUCGGUGCAUGUUUCCCAUUGUUUGCAGGUUACAUGUUUCACAAUAUGGGAACAAAUUGGGCUGGUCUUUUGAUAGGAUUAUUUGCAGUAGCUUUGAUUCCAGUUCCAUUUUUAUUCUUAAAAUAUGGUAAGAAGAUCAGAUUAAGAAGUAAGUUUGCUUACUCUGGUUGA
Messenger RNA from Zygosaccharomyces rouxii, 1779 nucleotides. It is a transcript of the gene TPO1, whose product is annotated as polyamine transporter TPO1. Gene Ontology annotation, biological process: transmembrane transport. NCBI's taxonomy places the organism in Eukaryota, Fungi, Ascomycota, Saccharomycetes, Saccharomycetales, Saccharomycetaceae. The coding region runs from base 1 to 1779 and encodes 592 amino acids. Gene Ontology annotation, molecular function: transmembrane transporter activity. The record is from RefSeq and is a predicted model, not a curated record. The transcript has a single exon.